This is a messenger RNA of Hibiscus syriacus, 574 nucleotides long. RefSeq lists its product as uncharacterized. The record is from RefSeq and is a predicted model, not a curated record. Gene Ontology annotation, biological process: response to cold; regulation of circadian rhythm. Bases 123 to 485 code for a protein of 120 amino acids. The transcript has 4 exons. Lineage: Eukaryota; Viridiplantae; Streptophyta; Magnoliopsida; Malvales; Malvaceae.
UUUGGGAAUUUGCCUACUAAAACAUAAAAGGAAAAUGGAAUUAAAGAAGGAAAUGAACAAAUAAAUAACCCCCACACCCCACGAAGGCACCAGCUGUUUGUUUCUCGGGAAUCCGAGGAGCCAUGAACUCGCACGUUCCCAGAAACGAGUCAUGGACGGACGAGAAGCACGUGCAUUUCCUCAACUCCAUGGAGGCUUGGUUCGUCCGUACAAUGUUCGAGAACAACGACCGCUAUAACCUCCGUCUCGACCGCCAACUUCCCGACAGCUCCGAGUCCACCCUCGAUUGCAAACACCACAAUGUUCCGACGAGAAAAAAACACGCUUCUUCAGCAGAUUCUAUAGGCACAACAAGAAGCAAAAUGAAGGUUAAAACUGAUAAAAGACCAAAGCGACCACCGCCGCCCCCACAAUCUCAGCCGCAUGAUUCAUCAGAAGAUCAGGUGGUCCCUCAGGUCUGGAACAGAACAGAGGAUAACGAUUAGAAAAAGAUCAUUCCCUACGAACUAAUAUAAGACAUCGGAUAAAUAAGCUUUUAAUUAUUGACUUGUAAUUUUUCUUCUUUUGAUCCCUA